Molecule: messenger RNA, 21108 nt
Organism: Callithrix jacchus (white-tufted-ear marmoset)
Lineage: Eukaryota; Metazoa; Chordata; Mammalia; Primates; Cebidae
Gene: ZBTB37
Product: zinc finger and BTB domain containing 37
Biological process (GO): regulation of transcription by RNA polymerase II
Molecular function (GO): RNA polymerase II cis-regulatory region sequence-specific DNA binding; DNA-binding transcription factor activity, RNA polymerase II-specific; protein binding
Source: RefSeq, a predicted model, not a curated record
CUGGGGAAUUGCCGGAAAGAGCAAACAAAAAAGGCGCUGGUGUAGGCUCCAAAAUAAACACAUCUGAAUUCAUGAUGGCAUCGGCAGAGGCUCUUAUUGGAUUAAAAGUUUCAAAACAAACAAUAACGCUUUGGAAAAAGCAGGGUUGAAUGCACCCUCAGGCACGACCAUGGAGAAAGGUGGGAACAUACAAUUGGAGAUUCCUGACUUCAGCAACUCUGUCCUGAGCCAUCUAAACCAGUUGCGCAUGCAGGGCCGUCUCUGUGAUAUUGUGGUCAAUGUGCAAGGACAAGCUUUUCGGGCUCACAAAGUGGUACUGGCUGCCAGCUCCCCCUAUUUCCGGGAUCACAUGUCGUUGAAUGAGAUGAGUACUGUCUCCAUUUCAGUCAUCAAGAACCCUACUGUUUUUGAACAGCUCCUUUCUUUCUGUUACACAGGGCGGAUAUGCCUGCAACUGGCAGAUAUCAUCAGCUACCUAACAGCUGCCAGUUUUCUGCAAAUGCAGCAUAUUAUAGACAAAUGUACACAGAUCCUGGAGGGCAUUCAUUUCAAAAUUAAUGUGGCUGAGGUCGAAGCAGAAUUAAGUCAAACAAGGACAAAGCAUCAAGAGAGACCUCCAGAGUCUCACAGGGUUACCCCAAAUCUCAGCCACUCCCUUAGCCCACGACAUAAUACCCCAAAGGGAAACCGGCGAGGUCAGGUUAGUGCUGUGAUGGAUAUCAGAGAGCUAAGUCCUCCAGAGGAGUCCACCAGCCCUCAGAUCAUUGAACCAAGUUCUGAUGUAGAGAGCCGGGAGCCCAUUCUUCGGAUCAACCGAGCAGGACAGUGGUAUGUGGAGACAGGAGUAGCAGACCGUGGGGGUCGGAGUGAUGAUGAAGUUAGAGUUCUUGGAGCAGUACACAUCAAAACUGAAAAUCUGGAGGAGUGGCUUGGGCCUGAGAAUCAGCCUUCUGGAGAAGAUGGGAGUAGUGCAGAGGAGGUCACGGCCAUGGUGAUUGACACCACAGGCCAUGGUUCUGUAGGACAGGAAAAUUACACUUUAGGGUCUUCAGGAGCCAAGGUGGCUCGGCCAACAAGCAGUGAAAUUGACAGAUUUAGCCCCUCCGGCAGUGUUGUUCCCUUGACAGAGAGACACAGAGCCAGAAGUGAGUCUCCUGGGAGAAUGGAUGAGCCUAAGCAACCCAGCUCCCAGGUAGAAGAGUCAGCAAUGAUGGGAGUAAGUGGCUAUGUGGAGUAUCUCCGAGAACAGGAAGUAUCUGAGCGGUGGUUCCGGUACAACCCUCGUCUCACCUGCAUCUACUGCGCCAAAUCUUUCAACCAGAAGGGAAGCCUGGACCGCCACAUGCGCCUACACAUGGGGAUCACACCAUUCGUCUGCCGCAUGUGUGGCAAGAAGUAUACCCGGAAAGAUCAGCUGGAGUAUCAUAUCCGCAAGCACACAGGCAACAAGCCCUUUCACUGUCAUGUUUGUGGCAAAAGUUUCCCCUUCCAGGCCAUCUUGAAUCAGCACUUUCGCAAAAACCACCCUGGCUGUAUACCCCUGGAGGGGCCUCACAGCAUCUCCCCUGAAACAACUGUCACAUCUCGAGGACAAGCUGAGGAAGAGUCACCUUCACAGGAAGAGACAGUUGCUCCUGGGGAAGCUGUCCAGGGCUCUGUGUCCACCACUGGGCCAGAUUGAAACAUCGAGGGGGAGGGGGCUGACCCUCUUCCCCUUUGAGUCGUAAGCAGCCAGCAUCAGGGCCAUGGGCUGAUACUUUAGACUUACAAAAUGCCAUGUCACUAGGCCAGAAGGCACUCCCAAGAUGUUGCCAAACUAGAGGAUUAGCAACAUACACAAAAGCACUAAAGGCUCUUCCCUUCUUAUUUCCCGCUCAUACUUUGGAAAAUAAUCAAGCAAAUCAACUUUCUAAUUCAGGGAUCAACAGCCUUGGUUUGUUAACUUUAUAAGGAAAAAAGCUUUUUUAACAAAACGAUGAUAAAUGGUCAUUUAUCUACCAGUCAUAUUUGAACACUGUACUUUGGUCCAUAUCAUCUUGGUGGCUAUAAUUGCCCAGAUCUAAAAAAUGCAGCAGGAGCCUCGACCAUCGGAAGCAGCCAUCCACAAGAGAGAAGGAGGUAGUCAUGAUGGUGAUGAAGAGGAGAAAUUUCUCCUCUUCCUUCCCUGCCAUAACAUGCAUUUUUGCGUUUCAAGAAAAAAAUGAAUGCUGGUGGUUCUUAUUUUGAAAGGUUAGACUUUAUCUUUGCCCUGACUAGGCAUCUAAUACUUUGCCUAGUUAUUUCAUAUAUUCAGCCAUCUUGAAAGCAGUAUUCUAGUGGACAGCAUCACCUGAAGCACUUGGCAACUGGAAGGGAAAUGAGCAACAAAGCAUAUGCAAUAGGUACUGCUACAUUGGGGGCUUUAGCGUUGUGUUGAGGAAGAGAAGAGCAGGGAGGGAAGUGUUUUUAUGUUUUGCAAAUAUCAAACAGCACAGAGCCGUACUGCAAAUUCCUGACUGGUAUUUGUAAACCAUAGUGCUACACAUCCUUGAGUAAUGGCUCUAGUUCAGGUGAAUUAAUGUGUUAGGCUGACUACCAAAGUUUCAUCUAAUCUCUUUGGCUCCUAUUUUCACAUUCAGCAAUAUUGUACAUCAAAAAUGUCACUUUCCAGUGAAAUGAGCCUGGAUUGUAUUUUUAAAUCCACAGGUCUCCAUUAUUUGAUAACUUUUAUAUGAAGUUUUAAACAUGUUUUUUCUGCAGUAUUGUGGUUGAAGAAAUUCAACGCUAUGGUUCUUAUUGCAACCACAAUUUCAUUUCCUUAUACAUAUGUAAUAGUUUAUAUUUUCAGGCAUAUAGAAGAACCUCACUUAAACCUAUGUCUCGGGUCUGCAAACCUAGUAAUUCAUAAACCAACCAUCAGCAAAUAGCUGGUGACUCUAAGAGCUUUGCUUUUUAAUAAUAUACUACAGGGCACUUAUCAGAAAACAUCAUGCAGACUCAUGUUGCAAUAAAUGAUCAAAGGAUCAGUUUUGAUCAGGUUUAGUUACUUAGUCAUUCCUAAGAUUUUUAAAACUUCAAGGGACCUUUUUAGUAAUUCUGGGUAUUUCUAAGAUUCUUAAUCCAGCAUUGAAAGAACUUACCGAACAUGUAGAACUUUAGAUACCUUGUCUUGCAUGCAGUGAGAGAAGGAGGAAUAUUAAGGGAUGCAGGCAAAUAGAUGCUUAUAACUUACAGUGCAAGUUGAAAAACCUCUAGCUUCUCUUGAUGGAGCACUAGCUGUUGGGUUUCUUUUAAGUAUUUAAGUAUGUAAUGGUUUAAGGAAUUGUUUCAAUGCAGAGGCAUAGAUGAUUGUAAAAGAGUUUUGGGAGAGGGGCAGGUCAUACCUGCACUAGUAAACCAUUUGUGAGAAUGUUAGUCAUGUGCUCUUUUCCUGAGAUUGCUGUGUGGUAUGUGAAAAGGUGUGGUAUGUGAAAAGAAUGAAAUUUCUUUGUGAUAAGAAAUUAGGAUGCAAAUGGUAGAUCUUAAGCAAUCUGAGAAUUGCACAUGUACAUAAAGCUGCACCCUCUCUCAAGAGAAAGGUUAUUUUCUCUUCUGAAAAAGCAUAGAAAUGCAUCUUUUAUGGGAAGAUAAUGAUGCUACCAUUUAAUAAGAGCCUACCCUUAAAGGCAGCAUUGAAACUGUAUUUCAUCUUUAGAAGACAUAGACUGGUGCAUCCUCCUCUUUAGUUGGGCAACAGCAUGAUAGGGUAAAAUCUGUCUUCUAAAGCCAUCUUUAGGGACUGGCUAUGCUCGUUGGCAUAGAAAAGGUAAAAUUGAAUUAGACUAAAAUCCUUAGGGAAACAACUGGUAAUAAGGUUUUCAGUGGACAGAGUUUGCCAUUACUAAAUAGGCAGUGAGGUAAGAAGUACAGAUUAUGCUGCUUUGGAUGGAGCUUUUAAGCUUACCAAAAAAAACUUCAAGUCCAUCCUACUUUUGAGAAAUAGUAUGCUAGAAAGUUCUUCUUUUCUUGUUUAUAUUUUUUUAGACAAUGUCUCACUCUUAAUCUCCCAAACCGGAAUGCAGUGGUGCAAUCAUAGCCCACUGUAAUCUUGAACUCCUGGGCUCAAGCGAUUGACCUGCCUCAGCCUCCAGGUAGCUAGAACUAUAGGCAUGCACCACCAUGUCCAGGCUAAUUUUUAAAUUUUUUUAUAGCGACAAGUGUCUCUACAAAAUUUGCUUAGGCUGGUCUUGAACUCCUGGCAUCAAGUAAUCCUCCCACCUUGACCUCCCAAAGUACUAGGAUUACAAGUAUGAGCCAGUGAACUUGGCCUGGAAAGUUCUUUGUUGCUUUGUUAGUUCCUUAGAUUAUAUGUGAGAAAUGGAGCUUUUUAAACUAUUACCAAAUUUUAAAGGUGAAGUGCAGUAAUUUAUGUAAAGAGAAACUUUGCAACAUUUGUCAAUUAUCCAUCAAGGGUUAGCAACAAACGAGGUAGGGACUGUCUCAUUCAUGUGGAAAUGCUAUGAAUGUUUGGUGGGUUUCCCCUCCCUUUUCAUUCGCUUUAAAUGACUUUUUCCUAUAUUGAUACUGUGAAUAGGGUGCUUCCUGGUCAUCUAGGACCACUUCAGCACAAUCAUGUUUGCUGGUUCUCUCCUAAUUGGCCGAGCCAGAGCCAUGAAAAUUUAAAGCAGGCUAGCUGUUAAACAAAUUAAAACUUUUGAAGACAAUUUCCCCAUUUUAAUUAGAAGAGAUAUCAUUAUUCUAAAUAACUGUCCCAGAUUCUUACCCAGGUUCACUGUGACAUUGUCCUAGUUCUUAGCUAGCAACACUGAUGGAUCAGUCAUAGGAGUUACUGAUGUUCUAUCUACAUUAAUGAAUACCUAUGUUGGUGUGUGUACAGAGGAUACCUCUUUAGGAUGUUCUAAAUGGACUUUGGCUGAUGCUGAAAAUUCAUUACCAAAUCUUAACUUGCACGUGUUACCUUGUGAGGGGAACUACAUUAGCAAUGAGAGCUAAAUCAUCAUGAAGUACUUUAAUGCCAAGAAACUGCAAACACUGGGACUGUUUUCAUUUAUUGAGUGGCAUUUAAGUAGCAAAGGAGCUAUCCAGUAUUCUCAGCAAAGAAGAGAGAUAGAAGUAUAUUAAUCUGUUUGCAUUAUAAGAUAUACCUUUAUUCUUUCCAAACUCUAAUACCAGUAUAAAAUAUAGCAUUGGCAUGAACAGUUAAUGCUGUACUUAGGCAGAAAGGCUCUUUCUAAUGACUUGUUCUCUUUGCUCAGAACCGUAUUUACCUCUGAACCAAGUUGAAUUUUAUUUUAUUCAAGUUGCAAACCACCCCAUGCCAUUUUUAUUAUACUAGAGGGUUAAAUCCAAUCUCAACUACAUAAAGGUAAAUUAGUUCAUAAAGGAACAUUUUUAUUUUUGUCGUUUUUUAAAAUGUUUUCAGUUCUUUCUACAUCAGUGAAACAGGGUUUUUCAAAGAUGGUAUGAAGAUAGAAAAAACUUUAUCCUCACAGCUUCAUAGCUGACAUCUGGCAUUGGUUGGAAUUGGUCUGGUGGCAGGGUGAAAUAGAGAACUUCAUUUUUUUCCCCCCUCCUUAAAGGCAGGGUCUCACUAUGUUGCCCAGGCUAGUCUCAAAUUCCUGGGCUCAGGUAGUCCUCCUGCCUCAGCCUCCCGAGGCACUAUAGGCAGAUGACUACACCUGGCUGUAAAUGUCAUUCUUAAUAGCUGAAUAAUCUUUGGUCAAGAAAUAACUUUUUUAGAGUUUUAGCUGUUACUUGAAAUUAACUGUUUGUUUGUUUUUGUUUUUGUUUUUGUUUUUUGAGAUGGAGUCUCACUCUACUGCCCAGGCUGGAGUGCAGUGGGACGAUCUCAAUCUCAGCUCACUACAACCUCCGCCCCCCUGGGUUCAAGUAGUUCUCCUGCCUCAGCCUCUCAAACAGCUGGGAUUACAUGCGCUUGCCACUGUGUCUGGCUAAGUUUUGCAUUUUUAGGAGAGACGGGGAUUUCACCAUCUUGGCCAGGCUGGUCUUGAACUCCUGACCCCGUGAUCCACUCGCCUCGGCCUCCCAAAGUGCUGGGAUUACAGGCGUGAGCCACCGCGCCCAGCCAGUUGUGUUUCUUUUUAACUGGUGAAAAUUAGAUAUAUUUUGAUUGACUAGAUGAUCUAACUUAAAUGAAAGUAGUAGAUAAUGGAAAGGAAAUUGAACAAAGACAAAAGUCUUCUUCAUCAUGGUGGAAAGGCAUUUAAUCAGGAAGAAGGUGGAAUCCUGAAGUUUUUUUUCAGGUACAGCAGGCAUGAUUUUUCUCUUCCUCAAAUGUUCUUCCCCUUAUCAGUGUACUUAUUUGUUCAAGGAAUAACAAAUGAGUCUUUAUUGAACUCAGUCUUUGGAAAUUGAGCUCUUUAUUUAGGCUAUAUGUGAAAGAGUUUAAAAUAUUGAAAUAUUUUGGUUGCUAAGCAGGUUUAGAAAGAAACAAUUGUCAGGCAAAUCCCUAAGUUUGAGAAGAUACCCUCAGCAAAAUACACCCCUAGGACUUAGGAAUUAGAUCAGGGGUCAGCAAACAAUAGUUACUAAGCCAAAUGCUGAGGCUACUUGCUUGUGUAAAGAAAAUUAUAAUGGAAUAGGGCCACACUUAGUCAUUUAGGUAUUGUUUAUGGCUUCUUUCUAAUGGCAAAGUUGAGUACUUGUGACAGAGAUCCCAUGACCUGCAAAGCUUGAAAAUAUUUAAUGUCUGGUACUUGUUAGAAAAAAUUUGCCAACUCCCAAGAAACAAUUACCUCCUCAAUUUGUCACUUGUGAUGUUUUGCCUUUAUAAUCAUUUGGUUGAGGUUUUAAAUUCAUGUUGUCAUAUAUGCAUAUUUCUUGAAAAAGUUUGCCAACUUUUUCUAGAUCUCUUCUCAUAGCUCUUUCUGUGCUCCUUCAUGGUUCCUAUUGCUUAAAAACAUUUAGAAUUGGCCUUAUGGUUUGUUCUUGCCUUAAUGGUGCAGGUAUUUUAAAGUUGAGUUAUAAGUAAGUUUUGCCAUUCCUUUGAGUUAACUCGAACUGGAUUAAAAAUUAAUUAAGAAUAAGUAUUUUGAUUCGUAUCCAAAGUACUAUUUUUCUAAAUUAGAACCCCUACCUUUUCCCUUUACGACGUAUCUUAAUUUUAACUUCUUAAACUUACUCUCUCCCAUGUAGAGUAGUAAAAAGCCAAGUUUUUCUCCCUUUUUCCUGGAUGUUUUAAAACAUAAUGAAACAGGCCGGGUGCGGUGGCUCAAGCCUGUAAUCCCAGCACUUUGGGAGGCCAAGGCGGGUGGAUCACGAGGUCAACAGAUUGAGACCAUCCUGGUCAACAUGGUGAAACCCCGUCUCUACUAAAAACACAAAAAAUUAGCUGGGCAUGGUGGCGCGUGCCUGUAAUCCCAGCUACUCAGGAGGCUGAGGCAGGAGAAUUGCCUGAACCCAGGAGGCGGAGGUUGCGGAGAGCCGAGAUCACGCCAUUGCACUCCAGCCUGGGUAACAAGAGCGAAACUCCGUCUCAAAAAUAAAUAAAUAAAUAAAUAAUAAAACAUCUGAGGAUUUCAAAUUACUUUUAGACCUAUCUUCCCAUUUAUGUUAUUGUCUAAUUCUUCUAAAUAUGUAUUGGAACAUUACAUAUUUGAUUUAUGAAUGUUCAUUCUUAGUGUUCAAAUAGCUUACUUAUACUCGAUGUGGGAAAAAUGGGAACUGUUAGGGUGAUGAUAAACAGAAAUCCUUGCAGGAAGCUGAGUGAGAUGGCAGACACCUGUAAUCCCAGCUACUUGGGAGACUUGAGUUGAGAGGACCACUUGAGGCCAGGAUUUUGAGCACCAGCCUGGGCAACAUAGACCUCAUCUCUAAAACAAAAAACCAAAUCCUUGCAAGAGGAGAGAAUAAUUGCUUCCCAUUUGGAAAUGAUAUAUGGGCUUUUGAAUUAAAUCUAUCUUAUAUAUCCUCUGAGUAAUAGAUAAUUCAUCUGUAAGGUUCUAGAAUAUUUGCCUAGGGUAGAUCUGCCUUGGCUUAGAGCAUUUAUACCUAUAGUAACAGUAGGUUUUUGAGAUUUGGGAGUAUUACUUUUCUGAUUAACCUGGGAUUCUGAUUAAUCUGGAAUGAGGACUUGUGAAAGAAAUUGGAUUUUGUUAGCCCACUGAAUCAUCUGCAUCCUACUCUAUUUGAGGUCUUAGUAAUAGAUGUCAAUUUAAAUAUGAAUCUAUUGAAAGCAGUGGAGUUUUCCAAGCUUUAUGACUUCCUUGAUAAUUUUCAGUCUUUUUUUUUUUUUUUUUGAGACGGAGUUUUGCUCUUGUUACCCAGGCUGGAGUGCAAUGGCAUGAUCUCGGCUCACUGCAAUAUCCGCCUCCUGGGUUCAAGCAAUUCUCCUGCCUCAGCCUCCCGAGUAGCUGGGAGUACAGGUGUGCGCCACCAUGCCCAGCUAAUUUUUUUUAUUUUUAGUGGAGACGGGGUUUCACCUUGUUGACCAAGGUGGUCUUGAUCUCUUGACCUUGUGAUCCACCCGCCUCGGCUUCCCAAAGUGCUGGGAGUAUAGGCGUGAGCCACCGCGCCCAGCCAAUUUUCGGUCUUUUUUCUUAUUUUCUAGUCUCUUUCCCUAUUUUUAGUCUUCUUCCUCUUAAAUGAUGCUUUUCCCAGGGCCAGUCUUUUUACUUUCUAGGCAAGCAGGCUUUUUUGUUCAGGAUAAGCCAGAGUUAGAUAUUAUGAAUAUUUUGAAAUAUCUGAAUAUGUUACAUUCCAAAGUAUGUAAUUAUUGAUAAAAGUAGUAAUAUCAAAACCUGAAAGAUAUUGGUGCAGAUUAUCCAGUUUUGUUGUGGAGACAGACUAUCUUUCUCCACAACUGUGACACACAGCAGUGACUUGAGAAGGCAAAUAUUACUUGAAAUCCACAUUAUCUUUACAGAGGGUACAUAUGUAAAUAAAAUUCUUACCUGACAUUUUUCCCAUUAUCAAUAUAUUAGUACCUUGUAUCUUAACAUAGAUAAAGCCCAUUAGCUCAAAAAUACUGGAAGCUUGAAACAACAAAAUAAGUUACAAAGGCAAAGCAGUUAAUAAAAAAAACUUUUCUAUUUCCUGUUUCUUUUAUGUCUACUCAAUAGGUCCUGUUCAGGGGGCUAGAAUACACCAUCCUGUUAAGACAGGUGUUUUUUGUUGUUUUGUUUUGUUUGAGACAGAGUCUUGCUCUGUCGCCCAGGCUGGAGUGCAGUGGCACAAUCUCUACUUCCUUGGUUCAAGCAAUUCUCAUGCCUCAGCCUCCUGAGAAGCUGGUAUUACAGGUGUAUGCCACCAGGCCUGGCUAAUUUUUGUAUUUUUUGUUGAAACAGGGUUUCGCCAUAUUGGCCACACUGGUCUCAAACUCCUGGCCUCAAGUGAUUCUCCCGCCUCGGCCUCCCAAAGUCCUGCACUUAGAGACAUGAGCCACUGUGCCUGGCCCCAGUUAAGAGAGUUUUAUGUCCAGGAUCUCAUAUGGGCUCCACCACAAGUUAAUAUACUGUGAAUCUUAGGAUCUCAGUUAAUCCAUAAUGCCAGGAGUUAAAGUAUUUCAUAGGAACAUGUUUUCUCUUCUAUGAAAUCACCUGUCUGCAGUGAUAGGUAAUGUAUAGGAGAAUCUGUUUCAUUAGGUAAAGAUUAAGUACUUUUUGAUACCAGACAACAAGCUUGGAAUUUGUAUAAUAAAACUGGCUUUAGAUAUAGUUCAGACAUGAUGUGUCUUCCUGCACUUGAGAGUCCUAAACCCAUUUGGUUGGCGUCUGAGAUGUAUUGCUUUUGAAAAGCCUGCACUUUUUACUAUAGAGAUAAAAGAUCAAAAAGGGGACAGAAUUAGCUGUAUUAAGUGUUUUACUGUCAUAACUGCAGUUAAUACAAUAAUACUAUGAGAUAAUAACAGUAGUGUUAAAAAUAACUUUUUGAAUGCUUACUAUGUGCCAGGCACAGUUCUAUGUGCUUCACGUUGAUUAACUCAUCUAACCCUUAUGACAAUCCCAUGAGGGUAGAUAAUGUAUUAUCCUCAUUUUAGAGGGAAAGAAAGAGACACAACUUGACUCAGGCAGUCUAACACUAGAGUUGCCUCUAGUAGGUAUAAUUAUAUCACAUUUUACAGAUGAGAAAACUGAUGAACCCAAGGUUACAUAACUGGUAAAUUAUUGAGCUGGUAUUUACCAAUCUGAUUCCAAAGCCCAAACUAUCUGCAUGAUGUCCUGUUGACUCCAUUUACUUAUAAAGAAUUGAGGUUGACUGGAAUAUACAGUAGCCAGAAACAGUACUGUUUUAGUGAAUGUGUAAUUCAAGAGUAAGUGAUUGGAAGAUUCUUCAAAAGCUGAUGCAGUUGAUCUUUGAGCAGAGUUAAAUAGUGAAUGUUUUCUGUGGAUAUUGCCCACUGAUUCAGAGGAGUCACCCAUGUGGUUAGGUCUAAUAGUGAGGUACUAUCAAGGCAAAAAUUGAAAGAGUUCCAGUUACCUAUUGCUGGUAACAAAAUUAAAAUUAAGUAAUUUUAAUUACUUAAAGCCAACCAUUUUCUAUAUCUCAUGAUUUUGUGAAUCAGAAAAUUCAGGAAGGGCUUGUCUGGGCAAUUCUGCUCCCUGUGGCAAUGACUCAGAUCACCUGAUGGUAUUCAGCAGGUAAUUAGACAAGUCUUGAGUGUCCAAGAUGAUCUUACUUACAUACCUGACACCUGGGUGGGGGGACUAGCAGGAUGAGCUCAGCAGGGCUCCUCUUUCUCUCCAUGAAGUCUAAGGACUCUCUAUGGGUUCUCUUCAUCAAGGUGGUCAGACUUAUUACAAGGACACCUCAGGCCUCUGAAAGGCUGGGCAGAAGAUGCCAGUCAACUUAAAGGCCAGGCCUAGAACUGUCAUAGAGUCACCACUGUACUCUUCAUCAAAGAACUUAAUGGUAAGAUGACAGCAAGAAUGAGGGGGGAAAAAGAUAAUUCAAUGGUCAGCCCAAAUUUAAGGAGAGAGGAAAUACCCUACCACUUUAUGGAGGGCAUGUCCACAAGUUGGGGCUAUUUCUGAUGUGUUAUGGGGUAGCAUCAGGGUUUUUCUUUUUUUUGGUCUUGACCCUUUGCUAUUUAUCCAUCAGUUGUUUGUGCUGUAGAAACUAUUUAUUAUGUCUACCGUGGGUCACUAAAGGAGCUAGAAGGAGAAUGAGACAAAUACCUGGAGCAUAUUUCCUUAGCUGCCCUCUCCUCACAAGUUUUAUAGCAAAAUUUUCAUUUUGUACCGUGUUCCAAGUUGUGAACAUUCACCUGUUUUUGCUUUGAAGCCACAGUAACUAAAUGCUGAACCAGAAAUACUCUAGAGGGAGUAAAAAGCUUACCGUUUUUUUGUUUUUUUUUUUUUGAGACAGUUUCAUCUGGUCACCUAGGCUGGAAUGCAGGGGUACAGUCACAGCUCACUGCAGCCUCAACCUCCUGGACUCAAGCAAUCCUCCCACCAUAGCCUCCUGAGUAGCUGGGACUACAGAUGUGUGCCACUACUAAUUUUUGUAUAUUUUUAGAGACAGGAUCUCACCAUGUUGCCCAGGCUGGUCUUGAACUCCUGGACUCAAGAGAUCCACCCUCCUUAGCCUCCCAAAGUGCUGGAAUUGCAGGCAUGAGCCAAUGUGCCUGGCCCCAAAAGCUUACUGUUAAAUAAAUUGAUUUAUUAGAGAUAUCAGUUGUAUUUUAAGUUUACAAAUAGGUGAAUACUCAUGUGGUAUGGAAAAGUUACGUGGCUUCUGAAUCUCAACAGGAGUUUCUAUUGGGUGGCUACAUGGAUCAUAUUCUUGAGAUAGUGAAAAGUUUUACUUUCUUAUCUUAAUCCCAUCUGAACCUCUGCUAUACCUCCUUCAGCAUGCUUUUGUGCUAGAAAUGAAUCAGUUCCUUUCAUUCUUAUUACCUAUCAUAGAGGAAAAUUUAUCGCCCCAUUUUAUAUGUUAUCUUUUAAAAUUAGCAAUUGCUACGAGCCUCUCCCAUUGAAAUAACAGAUCAUUGAUGUUUUUUGAUUUUUGGUUAGAUAUGUCAGAUUUAGGAUGCCUUUAUUUAAACUCAUGCUGACUUAUUAGACUGUUCCUGCUCUGAGACGAAAUAUGGACAGAGAAUGAAUUUCAUUCUCCAUAUUGAUGAACCCCAAAUCAAUAAACUUAAGAAAGAUUUGAGAUUAUCCCAUCCAUGUGCAGUGAAUUCUUGGAGCAUUAGCUGUAUGAGGCUUCCUACUGAUCAUCUGCAGUUAUCACAGUAAAGAGAUCUCUGUUCCUAGGUCAGGCCUCAGAAAUGCAAAUAGAGGAAAUAAAGGGUACUCAAUCCUAAAGACUUAAUUUAGGGUACCUACAAAAUCCUAGGAGGGGAAAAAGAAGACUUUGGCAUUUGUAGUUGAAUAACCAGAGAUGGACUGUUUGAGGCUUUUAGGCAUAAAGAUUAAUUAGAUUUUAUCAUAUAAAGAUUAGGGCAAAUUAUUUUUUUUCCCCGGUUCAUUCUUAACAUGUUAAGGGGCAAAUUUUAAUGAAUAAAAAUUUAAAGGCCUUAAAACUUUCUUUUGGAUUCACAUUUCCACUCUAGUAUAAUCUACUUUGGUAUAGCCUACCCUUUAUGACAGAGAAAGCCUUUGAAAAUAUUGUCCCAGGGAAUGAAAAAUCUUAACGAUGAUCUAUGGAAAUAUCUCUCAUUCUCUAUUAUAGCCCUUUGGGCCCUCCUAUAGAUUCUCUGUGAAUCUAAUUUGAAACCAUUUGGUGUUUGCAUGAGGCAUAAUUCUUACUAUUGAUUUAAAUAAUUCGUAAAUGUGGUCUUAAAUUGCAAGAGAGAACAAAGCCUAAAAAAAGGGAACCUUAUAGACUGACCAAAUAUGUAUUAUUUAUUUUCAGCACACAAGUCUAAACCAUUUCAAGCUACUACAACAACCUGAGUGAGCAGAAAUUCCUUAAGGUUUAGAUUUCUGCUUAUAGUCACAUCUUGAAGCAGAUGUUUAUGACAUAUUUGAAGAUGAUCCACUGAGUUUCCUAUAAAGUAAUAGAAUCCUAACUAUAGUGGUUCUUUAAGAACCACUGAAAAAAAGAAUUGCAGUACAGGGAACAAAACUUAAAAUGCGUUUCCUCUGGAAGCCAAGAUGCUAAAACAGGUCACUAAAAGUGUGACUGAAGUCCACCUCUAGAAUAGCUGUCAGUCAGAUAGCAGAAAUAUUUAGAAUGUAUAUGGCAUUUUUAAUAUUUUUACAAAAAUAAUUUUAAAUCAUGUAACUUUAAUUAAAAAAAAGUCUGUUUUCUUUUUGGAAAACUGGCACAAUAAAAAUAACACUAAUAUAAUUCAAUUGUAUAUGCAUGUGCAUUGAAUCCAGAGUGGUAUACUAAAGAUAGUUCAUGCAAAUAACUUGUGGUAAGUUGGGCUAUUUUUUCAUAACUGUAUGUUUAUAAAUAUAUUUACUCAUCCACUGUGACCUUGGUAGCACAGAAGCAUUUUGUUAGCUGUUUCAUUCAUUCUAAAAAUCAAAUUAUUGGCAUAGUAGGCUAUGAGAGCUUUUUGUUACUUUGUAUUUUGGCUAAGAAUAUUAUUUCUUGCACUUUCUAUUUAUAAAGAUAUUAUAACACAAUGCACCCACUUAGUGCAGCUUUUCUUUAGAGAAAAAAGAUGUAGGUGUAAAAGUGAAAUGUAUGUUUUAAAACCUGACAAAAGGAGGGACCUCAAAAAAAUAAAUUUGGCUUGCCAUCUACCUGAAUAGGGUUAGGGAUUAAUAUAAAACUUAGGUUGAAAGUAGCUUUUGGGAUAGGUAUACUGUUGUGAAUUGCAAUAUUGCUGUGAGUUGCCCGCUAUGUAUAUGUAAGUUUUUGUGCAUAUGUGAGAAAAAGGUAUUUCAUGAAGACAUAAAAGUCAGUGUAGAAUAGUCUACCUCCCACUAGACACUGAGCAUAUGCAAGAUUGCUCUGUAGCCCCUUGGGCAGGAAGCUGGAUUCCUCAGCCACUGUCUACCCCAUUCUUUUCUAUACUCACUUCAGCUCCUCUACCUCUGAGCAUUUGGCUGAAGAAAAAGAGUAUAGCUUUCUGUAGCAAGCAAAGGAAAGCCAGACCCAAAAUAUAGAGGCUGCAGUAUCUGAAAUUCUUGUCAUGUUCAGAUAUUAAUGUUUUGUUUUGUUGCCCAAAUCAAACAAUAUCAGAACACUUGGGUUUAGUGGGGUUUUUUUCUCUCUCUCUCCCACAGACUUCUCCCGGUUUAGUGCUUUUUUUUUUUUUUUGAGACGGAGUUUCGCUCGUUACCCAGGCUGGAGUGCAAUGGCGCGAUCUCAGCUCACCGCAACCUCCGCCUCCUGGGUUCAGGCAAUUCUCCUGCCUCAGCCUCCUGAGUAGCUGGGAUUACAGGCACGCGCCACCAUGCCCAUCUAAUUUUUUGUGUUUUUAGUAGAGACGGGGUUUCACCAUGUUGACCUGGAUGGUCUCGAUCUCUUGACCUUGUGAUCCACCUGCCUCGGCCUCCCAAAGUGCUGGGAUUACAGGCUUGAGCCACUGCGCCCGGCCCGGUUUAGUGCUUUUAUCCACUGACUUCUAUUUGGCAGGAGUAGCCAGUGGAGGCCAAGUGUGUUUUUAAAGGCUAAAACACGUAACUCCUUUUAAUGAUGUGAAAUAUUUGUUUGAAUCUCAGCUUCUUUUUUUUUUGAGACAAGAGUUUUGCUCUUGUUGCCUAGGCUAGAGUGCAAUGGCGCGAUCUCGGCUCACUGCAACCUCCACCUCCCUGGUUCAAGUGAUUCUUCUGCCUCAGCCUCUUGAGUAGCAGGGGUUACAGGCAUGUGCUACCACCACACCCAGCUAAUUUUGUAUUUUUAAUAGAGAUAGGGUCUCACCACAUUCAUCAGGCUAGGCUUAAACUCCUGACCUCAGAUGAUCUGCCCGCCUCAGCCUCCCAAAGUACUGGCAUUACAAGCGUGAACCACUGUGCCCAGCCCCAGCUUCUUUUUAAUUGACAUUUGCUGUCCACUUUUGGGACUGACAUAUUAUCCAUAUUUUCCUGAUAAAGAGCCUUCUGCCAAUCAUAUAUGGAGAUAGGCGUGGUGGAUUUUUUUUUUUAAGAGACAGGGUUUCACUCUGUCACCCAGGCUGGAGCGCAGUGGUUCUAUCACAGUUUACUUCAGCCUCAGCCUUCCAAGGUCAAGAGAUCCUCCUGCCUCAGCCUCCCUAGUAGCUGGGACCACAGACAUGUGCCACACCAGCUAAUUUUUUUCUUUUUUUGGUAGAGGUGGAGUCUCCCUAUAUUGUCCAGUCUCAUCUUAAACAUCUGGGCUCAGCUGGAUACGGUUGCUCGUGCCUGUAAUCCCAGCAUUUUGGGAGGCCAAGGUGUGUGGGUCACCUGAGGUCAGGAGUUUGAGACCAGCCUGGCCAACAUGGUGAAACCAAAAAUUAGCUGGGUGUGGUGGCGGGUCCCUGUAAUCCCAGCUACUCCAGAGGAUGAGGCUUGAACUCAGGAGUUGGAGGUUGCAGUGAGCUGAGAUUGCACUGAGCAACAAGAUUAGAUUUCAUCUCAAAAAAAAAAAAAAAAGUCUGGGCUCAAGCGAUCCUACCACCUCAGCCUCCCAAAGUGGGAUUACAGGCACCAGUCACCACACCUGGCCCAUGAAGGAUUUUCAAAUGUCCUCUUUUGCUUUUAAUCUCUCCAAAGAGAGAUAGUCUUGUUUUUAAUGUCAAUGUUAUUAUAAUAGUCAAGAUGGCCUCACCUGAAUGUCGUGUCAGAAAGUUGUUUCACUAGUAAUAUGCCACUAGGCAGACCACCUAAUCUAUAAAUCCAGUUGUAGCACUCAAUUUAUGUUCUGUUUGGUGCACUGAGCCAAGUCAGCUUGCCCACUUUUUGAAUAUUUCUUACAGCUGAGGAGGAACUGUUGGCCCUUUGAUAUCCUAGAAUGCUUUCUACCUUGUGGAAAUGCUUUUCACCCUAAUACACUAAUUAUAUUGUCUAAAUGUCUAAACAGGGAUUCUGUGGUUAGAAGUGAAAUGAGAGAGUGAUCCAUUUUCAGAUUUUUUAGAGGUUGGCUCCCGUAUUUUAGGUACUAGCUGAUAAGUAUUAACUUUCCUGGUGACUUUGGACAGGGGAAGUGGAGAUACACAGAAUGUGAAAUUCCAAAUAAUAAGACAAACAUUACUCACAAAUGACAACUGAUACAGUAAUUUCUGCCCAAUACAGUAAGACUCUUAUCGGGAGAUGAAGUGGUAAAAUUAUUUGAAUCUUUUCACCACGACUAUUUUUUUCUACCUGUAGCAUAGCUCUCUGCCUGUAAGCCAUGUUAAUAUCCUAGACUCGGGAAUUAAUUCCUGCUUAGGAAAUAUUUUCCUUCUGGCUUAUCUUUUGCUUGUGCCCACAGUUUUGUUUUAGGCCUGUCCCCUGAUUUUUUUUGAGACGGAGUUUCGCUCUUAUUACCCAGGCUGGAGUGCAAUGGCGCAAUCUCGGCUCACCGCAACCUCCGCCUCCUGGGUUCAGGCAAUUCUCCUGCCUCAGCCUCCUGAGUAGCUGGGAUUACAGGCACGCGCCACCAUGCCCAGCUAAUUUUUUGUGUUUUUAGUAGAGACGGGGUUUCACCAUGUUGACCAGGAUGGUCUCGAUCUCUUGACCUUGUGAUCCACCCGCCUCGGCCUCCCAAAGUGCUGGGAUUACAGGCCUGAGCCACUGCGCCCGGCCUGUCCCCUGAUUUUUUGCUAUAACACAUACUUAAGGUGCAGCCUUCUUACCUAAAUCAAUAGUUUACUAUUGGUGUUGCUGCCUAUUACAGCCAGUUAUUUAUUUCAAAAGAAAGUGAAAAAAUGCCUAAGUAGGUUCAUGGCAGCAUGUUAAAUCCAUAAAUCUGGAUGGAAGCCAUGGAGUUUUACCUUUUGUUUCUCUGGCUUGGAUGAACACUGGCCUUAUGCUUUCUAUUACAGGACUAGUUGACCUAGUUCUUCAUACUGGUUGCACAUUAGAAUUGCAUAGGACCUUCUCUAGACAUUUAUGUUUUAUUGGUCUGUUGUGCCUGGGCUUUAGGUGAUUUUAAUAUGCAGCCAAGGUUGAAAAUCACUCCCUAUGUAAUCUCUAAUGGUCUUAGGCAGGAUAACCUCAAUCUGCUUCUCUUUGACCUGAAAUUAUCUUUAUUGAUAUUCCAUGCAUGGUCCUCAGUUCAAAGUAUACAGUGGGCCAAGGCUUAGGUAGUAAAACGGAUCAUCCAUUUGUCCUCAGAGUAAUUCUGGAGGGAGAUACUGUCAUUCCAUCCAGUUUCGUCUCUAUACCAAAUACAAAGUACACAUAAGUAAGCAAAACAAAUUUUCAAAGUUCCUUCUCUAGAAUCCUCUUUCUUUUGCAUAUGUAGAUUUCUCAACUAGCAGAAAUAGAGCACUUGAAUUUAUUAAAAGGGCCCAAACUGCCUAAAGCAACUUCUAUUUGUAAAAUAAACAGGUAGCAUUGUUAAUGGAGAAGAGGGAGGAUCCUGCAUGGGUUGAUGGUGAUAUAUUUUGUUAUUUGUCUCUUAGCCUGUCUUCUAAGUGGGAUUUCAGUGUCAGUUGACUUUCACUUUUCUUGUUUUUUUGUGAAUGAAAUGAACUAGCUAAGGCUUAAAUAUUUCUGAAUAAUAUAUGAAAUGUGAAAUCAGUCAUUUUAGAAUCUUUGUUCUGGGAUGUCAGAAACCUAACCAAGUAACUCCCCAAUGAGGUUCCAGAUUCAUUCUUCUCAUCCCAGGUAGUAAAGGUGUUUUAAUGGGUUUGUUACUUGCCCAUGGCAACCUCACACAUGGGAGAAUUGCGUUAUUACCCUAAAAAAGUGAGAACCACUUUCAAACUAGCUACCAAGUGACUUCUGACUCAUGAACAAAAUUUGUAUUUAAGAGCAAGUUCAAAUGUAGCAGUGUCUCUCCUGAGAGUAUUCUGAAUACCACAGAAAGUUUCAUUUAUAUAUUGCCUACAAGUAACUGGUAAUUUGAACUUCAGUAGGUGAUAUGUGUAAGGAGAAAAAGUAGGUCAAGGAGAAAGUUGGUUAGUGCAGAGGACUGAUUUAGCAUCAUGCUGUGAAAUUUCAUUAAAGUAGCACUAAGGCCUGGGCUGUUUGCUUAGCAUGUAAAUGCUUCAGUGUCAGAGAAAAUGCCUCCUAUGCCUUAGAAAAUUUGUUGAAGGCUUCCUGUUUACUGGGUGGACUAAAAAAGCAAUAGCCUUUUAGACUCCAAAGAGAGUAGCCCCUUAGGGUUUUCAUACUGAAGAACUUUGUGGAGUACUGUGAAACAUUGUUGAACUUUAUGCAAAUUAUACUGCACUGGAUUUUAAGAUUUUAUGUGGGGAGAAUAGAGGAGAGUGGGGAAGUAAUGAUAAAGGAUAAAUACAUAAACUUGUACUAUAUUUUAAGCAAGGAAUGAAACAAAUUCUCUAAUAAGAAUUCCCUGUCAGCACUGUGAAGUUUGGGCAAGUUCUUCUGCCUCAUGGGUUGGCUUGCUGAUUUCUCUUAAACCUCUAGGAAAUCCUUUCUGAAACAGCAAAACAAACAUUAGUUUGAAUACAGUUUCACCACCCAGCUCCUUCAACAAAAGAAAAGCAUUCCCAAACUAUAGGCAAAAGAAAUGUGUUCUAUCUCAGUCCAUUAAUUUUUCAUCUGCUGUGAUCGCUGUUCACAGUUUUAGCCCAUAGCAUUAUUCUGUGAUCUGAUAGCAGAACAUAGAUGAAACUGCCACUUUAAUCAGGAACCAAUGGCUUCCUUCCCUUUAAGAAAUGUUUUUUUUUUUUUCUUUUUUUUUUUUUUGAGACAGAGUUUCACUGUUGUUACCCAGACUGGAGUGCAAUGGCAUGAUCUCGGCUCACCGCAACCUCCGCCUCCUGGGUUCAAGCAAUUCUCCUGCCUCAGCCUCCCGAGUAGCUGGGACUACAGGCGUGCACCACCAUGCCCAGCUAAUUUUUGUGUUUUUAGUAGAGACGGGGUUUCAUCUUGUUGACCAAGGUGGUCUUGACUCUUGACCUCGUGAUCCACCCGCCUUGGCCUCCCAAAGUGUUGGGAUUAUAGGCGUGAGCCACUGCACCCGGCCAAGAAAUCUUAAAGUUAGAACUUUUUUUUUUUUUUUUUUGAGACAGGGUCUUCAUCGUUACCCAGGCUGGAGUGCAGUGAUGCAGUUAUAGCUCACUGCAGCCUCCACCUCCUGCACUGUAUCCUCCUGCCUCAGCCUCCUGAGUAGCUGGAGCUACAGGCAUGUACCACCACACUCCCACACCCAGAUAAAUUUUCUGUUUAUUUUUUUUUUUUAGAGACAGAGACUCACUAUAUUGCCUAGAUUGGUCUCAAACUCCUGGGCUCAAGUGAUUCUCCCGCCUAGGCCUCACAAAGUUAUAGGCAUGAGCCACUGUGCUCGGCCUAGAACUCUCUGUUUUUGGCAUUUCAUUCUAAAUGAGUACAUCGUUGGAAGAGCAUUUAGGUUUCUAGGCUCCUCAUAAUUUCCGAAUGGGACCCACUCUGCUCUGCCUCUGAAAGGAGAAGAAAAGGCUUAGGGUUCAAAGUUAGAAAAGUCAAUGUAGCAGAAAUUUGAUUUUCUUCAGAUGGACAUAGUCUGAAAGAAAUCUGUCCAACUAUUCUCUAUGGUGCUUAUAUGAUGGGUGACAGCUGUCCCCAUCUAACUGUCCCUGGCACUGUGCCUUCCCACUGGUCACUGUGAAAAGCAGAUCACACUGGACUCAGAGGCCAGAAUCCAGGACAAGAUCCCCCUUCUCAUCUUGAGCCCAUCACGUUUUUAUAUAGCUGUUAAUGUAGCAUUUACUUCUCUAUGGGAAACUCUUGGGUUUUUAACCCCAGAAGAAAUUGUAAAGCAUUUAAGGAAAACUAGCCAGAAAAUAAGAUUCUGGUAGUAGCGAUCAAAUAACGAUAUCCUAGGAAAAUUUCACUUCCUCUCAGUUGAUAUUGAUUGAUAGCAAGGAUCAACUAUGCCCACCUCUUCCUAAGUUUUUAAAGGCUACCAUAAUAUUUGUAAGCAACAAAUUUAUCUAACUUUUUUUACAACUUGCUAAUCAAGGAAGAUUCAUAUUAAAACAGACAAUCAGUUUCUAAAAUGUUAUCCCUGAAAGGGAAUGAAAUAGAGUAUUUUUAGCUGUCUGUUUUUUCCCUUUAAAAAAAUUAAUGUUUGAGAUUUGUGUCUUUCGUCUGAAGCAGUUACUCCAUUAAUAAUAAAGAUGCCUCAGAAAAGUCAGUGAACCAGGAUAGUGCUCUUGCACCACUGAGGGUGCUAGACUGGCUUUGUGCAUCUUAUUUCCUAAGAACAUCAGUUUUGUUAUGACCUUAAUUAUAAAUACCUAUAUAUAGGAAUAGGAUUUUCUCUCACCCCACCCUACUUUAAUCAUUAUCACUUAAGUGUAAACUACCACCUCCCCCUCUUUCACUUUACUGAAAAAAAAAAAUGCACUUUAAUUCCUAAGGAGAGUGGCUAUUCCUGGCCCUGAAGCCAGAUUACUUCAGGAGGAGACUUAAAGAGGGAGAACUCUUGCCAGACCCUGUAAAAUUAACCAAAUUUCUUAAUGUAAACACACAAGUAAUGUCCAUUUUUAAGCGGCCCCCCACUCCAUGCCAAAGGGAAAAAAACCACCAAAUUGAAAAAGAGUUCUAAAUACCAGCCCUGAUUUUGAAAGGUUCACUGGGGAAAAACUACCUAAGAUGAUUUUUUCUGCCACCAAUUUGUCAGAAACUUUGGUGGUGUUUUGUGGGAGGCUGAAAUUUUUUAAAUUAAAAAUCAAGUGAAAACACAAAGACUCUAAGAUAUGGUCCUGAUUUGUGUCAUUUCUAAGUAUCAGAUUUGUUCUCCCUUCAUCUGACAGGUGUCUCAGUCUCUCCUCCUGUAAGAUUCUGUCCUUCCCCUAAUGACAAGCCAAUAGUUCUUGGUGGGGUUGCAUGUCCCCUAGAGCCCCAGGAGCCCAGUCAUGUCAAGGAAGAGGGGAGGGCAGGAGGGUGGGCAGAGACUCGGGUUGGGAGAGGGAGAUUCAAAGAAAGAGUGAAAAUAUGGGUUUAUAUAAACAUAUUUAAAGCAGUUUAGCAAAAGCUUUCUCGUUGAACAGCUUUAAGAACAAUGUGAAUGAAAUCUUAGCAACUUGGUUAGUAAUCUGAAAAGUCUAUUAAUGUAUACUUGAAAUUGUAUAAAAAUGCAUUUUCCUCUUUAUUUUAACACUGUGUAAAAGAACAUUAUGCAUGUGAGUGGUUUGAGAAUUAAAUGGUUUAAUAC